UCACAGCAGAUUGGGCGGAAGUUGCGCGGCCAGCAGGCAGCUGUCAUCGUAGCCGAUAGCCGCCUGCUGCUGCAGAAAAACAAGUCUAACAUCUGUGGCCCUAAGCGUCUCCAGCCGGAGGUGAGGUUAGCCACCGGGGGAACAUGGACGAGGAUGUGCUGACCACCCUGAAGCUGCUCAUUAUCGGAGAAAGCGGAGUGGGCAAGUCCAGCCUCCUCCUGAGGUUCACAGACGACACUUUUGACCCAGACCAGUCAGCCACCAUAGGUGUGGACUUCAAAGUAAAGACCCUGGCAAUUGAAGGAAACAAAGCAAAACUGGCCAUUUGGGACACGGCUGGACAGGAAAGGUUUCGCACACUGACACCCAGCUACUACCGCGGCGCACAGGGAGUCAUUCUUGUGUACGAUGUCACGAGGCGCGACUCUUUUACAAAGCUUGAAAACUGGCUGAACGAACUGGAAACCUACACGACGCGCAACGACAUUAUCAAAAUGCUGGUUGGCAACAAAAUCGAUAAGGAUGACCGUGAAGUGGACAGAAACGAAGGACUGAAGUUUGCCAGGAAACACUCUAUGCUUUUUAUUGAGGCCAGCGCGAAGACCAAAGACGGCGUCCAGUGUGCCUUCGAGGAGCUAGUGGAGAAGAUCCUCCAGACUCCAGGGCUCUGGGAGAGCGACAGCCAGGGUCAGAAGGUCCAGCUGGGGCACCCGGAGCAGGGCAGGGGAAGGGCGUGCGGGGGGUACUGCUCCAUACCCUGAAACUAGAAGAGAUGACGGAAGCGGCGACCGGACAGGCGUUACUACGGACCAGAGAUACGGAGCUAAGGAGGGGCGGAAGAGAAAAAAAAAAAAAGGAAGCUAAUUGUCGGAGUUCUGUCAUCUGAACGAACACUGCAGUUUUGCACAAUUACUGUUCAACCAUCAUCACUUAUUUGACUUUAUCACGUUUUGGUUAGCGAGUGGAAAUUUCUGCAGUAAUCCAUCUUUUCUGGUCAUUGUUGCUAUAGUGUUUUAAAAUAACUAAAAAUGAAAGGAUGUCAGAGCAGUACGCAUCAGGGGUGAGUUUAGAUGAUGAGCAGCAGUCAGUCGGUCGGACAGUACGGCAUUACAUUACCAGCAUUGUGCCUGUAACAUAUAAUCAGAUUAGGCUGGGGUAGGUGGCCUUUCAGGGUUUAUGCUAAAUGCUAAGGCUUAAGCAGUUUUCAAAUACACGCACUCAUUUAUACUGCUUUGGCUCCAAAUUUCCCAACUUUCAAACAGCUUAAAACGAGGAUGCAAAAGUAGGAGAAGCUCAUAUGCUGAGUGAGAGCUUAUGUUUUCUUUUUUUAUUACACAACACUGAAUGCUCUCAAAUAAAACAUUAAACAAUAGAGCCCCGUUACUGACAGAUUUAGUUUGCCCCUCCCCAUCUUCACACUCCCACCUCUAGGAGGUUACUUCUAGCCACAAAGGAUGCCCCCCCCCCCCCCCUCAUUGUUUUUAUUCUACUUUCUCAAGCUUCAUACCUUUAUUAUCUAUUAGCCUGUUGUCCAGUUUGAUUCCCACGGUGUUGCUUUGAAGUUUUGCCGCCGCUGCCUUUGCAAUGAUCAUUUGUCACCCACAGAGUGAGAACAUUCCUGAGCACUUUUCCCCCCCUUAGUAUCUUCAUCAUGUAUCGGAAUUCCAGCUUUAAUUUGAACGCAGUUACUUUAUUAUUCCCAGUUGCUGUUAUCUAAAAAAAAAGAAAAAAAGAAAAUCACUUUGGUCUCCUUUUUUUCUACUGCUGCUUUGUUGUGCUUUUCUGUCUUGAGCUGUUACAUGUCAGCCUGAAACCUGCCUUAACACUAAGAGAGUUGCAGUCAAGUAGCAUUUGAUUUGUUUUGAAUCGAAAUAAAUGGAAACCUGAAGAUGGGAAAGCUCAGCUCCAAUAAGU
This is a messenger RNA of Fundulus heteroclitus (mummichog), 1914 nucleotides long. RefSeq names its product ras-related protein Rab-18-B. NCBI's taxonomy places the organism in Eukaryota, Metazoa, Chordata, Actinopteri, Cyprinodontiformes, Fundulidae. The transcript is spliced from 7 exons. Gene Ontology annotation, molecular function: GTPase activity; GTP binding. The record is from RefSeq and is a predicted model, not a curated record. The coding region runs from base 144 to 761 and encodes 205 amino acids.